AUGAAGGAGGAGGAGGAGGAGGAGGAGGAGGAGGAGGAGGAGGAGGAGGGAAACUCACAAAGGCCCCCCAUGCAAUUCAAAGUAACCGUCUGGCCACGCAGCCCCCAUGCCAACGAUCACCACCUCAGGAGCAGGAUGACCACUGUGAGGGAGGGGAAUCCUCAAAGACGGACCAAGAAUCACGCAAAUCGAAAUCAGCAGAUGGGGACUGAGGCCGACGACGACGAUGAUGAUGAUGACGGUGACGACGAGGAGGAUUGGAAUUGCAAGGUUCGGGGUGAACGACAGGAGCGGGAGAGUGCCUCGAGCUGCGAGAACGAGGACGAGGAGAAGAAGAAUGCUUGA
Monascus purpureus is the source of this 345-nucleotide messenger RNA. NCBI's taxonomy places the organism in Eukaryota, Fungi, Ascomycota, Eurotiomycetes, Eurotiales, Aspergillaceae. The record is from the annotation of a GenBank genome assembly.